AUGAAGAAUUUUAGCCAAGUUCAUGUAUUACAGGUUUCCCUUCCUCACAAGGUAAACACGCUUGCAGACCCAGUGACCGCAGGUCAGCCCGGUCUAAGCCUCCCAGGGUCCCUCCUGAGCUGCUGGAAGGUUCUCCUCCAUGGAAGAUUCUUGAUCCCAGGCUGGGCCCCUGCCCAUUUUCUGAGUUGGGUUGGGUCUCUGGUUCGUCUUCCUGGCGAGCAUGGGACCCAAAGAAAAGUUACUCAUGCUGAGUUCCUAGCCCAGAGAGAUCCUGGCAGGGAAGCCAGGGAUGUAGCGAGCAUGCCGCUGGUGACGAAGAAAAAGAAGAAGAAACCAAAGGAAAGAAGACGCCCUCAGGCCCGAGCUGGAGGCCCUGGGGAUGAGGAUAAUGUUGAUGGAUGGCAGGACCAUCAUCCUAUAGCUCAUGGGCCCCAGAAGUCAGGUCCGGGCCCCAGCCAGCCUUCUACUGUGAGCACAGAAUAUGGAUGUGUAUCCAGAGAAAUCUUGAAGCAGGACUGUGCUGAGAGUCCUAGGGUUACUUCAUGUCCAGAGCAGCCUCCAGAAGUCAUGGUAAAAGCUCAGCUCAAGCCGAGAGUAGAAGAUGACUACAGAGAUAAAAGCCCACUGUCAGAGAACCAAGAUAACUUGUUGCAGCAAGAGGAAGAGAGAUCCCCAGCUGUAUUACACCCGACCUUUAGUGGAUACAGGCAGGGCAGUGAGUCCAUCAGUGUGAAAGGAGCCCCAAUUGAUAGCUCUGCACAUGAAGUGUCGACUCUGCGAGGGGGGUGUUCCCCUUUAUUGGGGCAAGAGAUUAUGAAUAGAGUUCCAAAACCUACAACAGAGAAAGUGCAGUCAAGUCUGACCCUCCCUUCAGUAGCAAACCAUCCAUUAGAAGAUGGUCUGAAAGAAGAGCGUGCUGGAAGUAGAGCUACUGCUCUGCAAGUGUGUCCUAAUGCAGUGGGGGACUUUAGAGGGCGAAGACUAGACACGUGCCCCGAGCCAAAACAAGGAACCAGCCUGCCUGCUUCUAAGGAGCCGAAAGAACAAGAAUUAACCCAGGCUCCUGGGUCACAGUGUGAGCUGUUUAAGACAAUGACAGGUGACGGCAAGAGCAGGAAGGGAAGGGGUCCUGGGAAAGUCAGAGCAGGCUCAGGGAAGUCAGGAGGGAAAUCUGAGGUGCCGUUCCUUCUGGACAGCGACAAGGAGGGGAGAGCCGUACCUUUGCCUAGUGAGCCAGUUUCUGAAACUGGAGUAGUGAGUAUAAAGGAUCCUAGAAGAGGGCUAUGCUUGGAGUCUUCAAAGCAACCAGGGGCCAUUACAGAUCUCAGUGAGGCAGUGCUAAGGGUGGCUAAAGAGGUGGCUGAUGGUGGUGUGGGAGGCACCAUGCAGCCAUUAAUUCCUUUGGAAAGUGGGUCAAGUUUGUCUCAGACUUUGGAUGGUAGGACAGAAAGAAGAGCUGAGGUUAAGAAUGUGGACGUCAGUAACCAGAGCAAGGAAGGGAAGUGUCCUUGGAUGGAUCACGAGUCAAUUCCCUGGAUUACUGAAAAGACUAAAAAGAGAGGUAAUGAAGGCAGAAACAAAAGGUUUAAAAAUAAUCACCCCGUACAGCCCAGCAGAAUGGAGGGCAGAGAGGAAAUUGUCAGCCCACCUUGUAUAGAAAAGCAGAGCAAUGAUGGUAAUGUUGCCCAUAAAAACAGUGUACUAGGGCAGAUUUCCCCUAAAAUACACACUCCUUUGUUCUCACACACGUCAUCUACAGCCACAGAGGAAGUCGCUGGCACCAAGAGUAAGAAGGUGGAGUCUAAUUCUGUUAUACUUGGGGAUCCUGCGGGGAAUGAAACCAACUCAGUCCAAAAUUCUGCUGUUACUACUGAACCAGCUGCCAAGGUGACAGAUGUGAGCCCCCAAGACCCAAUCCAGGGGGCAGGGUUUGUUCCCUUAGUAAAAUCUGAGGAAAACACAGGACAGACUGCAGUGGUUGGGAAACCUAAUAAAAGGAGUAAUGAUGGGAAAUACAAAAAGGUUAAAAAUAGUUUUCCUGAGAAGCAUAUUUUGGAGAUUAAUACAGAUAUAACAAAUCCCAUGAAAACUACAGGAGACUGCAGAAUUGAAGGAUGGGAUAUAUGGAUGAAAAUAGAAAUAUCAUUUACCUCUGGGAGAGCGCCUUCGGGGCUGAUGAGUAAAUCAGCUCCCCUACAGGCUAUAGGAUCGGCAGGCUGUGAAAUGCUGCCCUGUCCUACUCCUCAAGUAGGAAAGGAAGAUAAUUCCUUCCCAGACAGUUCCAGAAAAAGUGAGCAAGAUAAUAAUUUCAAAUUAUUUGCACAAGAUAUGUGUAGCAAAGAUGGAGUCCCAGGUCAAGAAAGGCCCAAGGCUCCCCCUGCUGCUGUGCCCUCCACCACUAGUACAGAAGGAGUUGCUGGGACUUGCACAGAAGCCCAAGAGAAGUUUAGCAGUCUUGGAGAUCACUCUCUUAAGAAUAAAGGUGGGCUUGCUGAUUACAGUGCAAAUGGAGAAGGGCUAACCCCUAAAAGUCAUGCAGUAGGGGAACCUGAGUCAGAGCAGCAUGGGUCCUCUGAGCAUCCAGCACAGCAUGCCACAGAGCCAGCUAACGGAUACUCUUCCUGGUGUGCUCACAGAAAGCCAGAGCCUUCCAGAAGAGGUCAGAGUCCUAGCUCACAUGCAGAUAGUGGUGAUUUGCCAGUGUCUCUGAUGAAGGAAGAGGAGAGAACUGAGAAAGACUCUGCCCCAGUUAGAAACCCUGACCCUCUUAGACAGAAAGCACAGAAAUUCAGUUUGUGUGACGACCAAAAUGAGAAAGAGAGAGAUUCUAAGGGCCCAGAGAGUUUGGAUAAGAAGGUAGAUACAACUCUUUUGCCUCCAGAAAAUGAGAAGGCUAAAUUAAAAGAAACUAAUCUGUCAUGUGAAGUCACAAAAUUGGAAUGCAUUUCCAUGUUAACAACAGAACUUCAGUCUGAUUUCUCGUGUGACAGUGUUGAGGGGGAAAGUAACGUAGUGGUGACUGCUUACAAGGAUCCUCAAGUCCCAGAGUUCAAAGGUAACGAGGUCGAAGCUCCUCAGAAGAUAACAGGGAUGUCAGAACUGAAGGUGCUGGAUGAAAGGAAGAAGGAAGAUAAAAGCAAAAUGGCAGAGCCAGUGAAAGGCUACAUGAGACCCACCAAGUCUCGAGGACUUACUCCACAUCUGCCAAAGUCUGCAAGUCAGGAAAGAGAGAGAUCCAAGCUGCUCAAGUCCAGUGGUAUGACCCUGCCAUGGGGAAGUGUGUUUUCAUGUGGCUUUUGAGUCAGCAUUAAAAAAAGCAAACAGCUUGUACCUUGGUUCCAUUUAGACUCUAAUCAUCCUUUGAUCAUUAGUCUGUUGGCAUGACAAUCUGUGACUGCUACUUAAUGUAUUUUUUUUUUUUCAGCCAAGGCAUGCAUGCCCUGUGUUGAGCUUGAGGAGAUUGAUGACUUGGUUGCAUGCUGUUUUAAUGCAUCUUAAUUUAAUGAAUCUUGAGUUUUAUUGGAAGUUGUGGUGAUGAGGGGAAUACAUUGCAGUCCUCUUAUUUUUAUAUUGGACCUCCUAUGUGUAAAGUUUAGGGAAAGUAUCAGCCAGUAUUUGUUGUAAAUACUUGCAACAGAGAAAAUAUAGAUGGGCUGAGUAUAUGAAACUUGGCUUUAUUUUUUGUUUGUUUAUUUAUAGUAUAUUAAUAGCUUGAGCUAGUGGGAGUAGAUAUCCAAAUUGCUUUCAGAUCAAAUGAAAAUGGUAUGGCUGCAUCUUAUCAUCCCCAGUGGUAGCAUUGGUAGGUAUAGUAUAGACUUCAUGUUUCUAGCAGUUGGGAAGUGAUCUCUCAAGGUACCAGGUAGGCUAGGCUGGUUUUUCAGUUUUGCUGCUUACAGCCAUUAUUAGUAGUUGUAGAUGGAUUAGAGUUUGGGGCAUAGCUUGUGUUCAUUAAACAGUUCAUGAACUUUGCUUAUGAUUCCUCCUCAUUUUGCCCUUUGGGACUUUUAAUAGUUCUCAUAGUUGAACUGAGUUUAAGGUGAAUUUCUCUUAAGGUUGAGCAAUGAACCGGGUGUGUUUGCCCUCCCUCCUUUCGGUACACAUUUAGUCAUAUCCUCUCUGAACCAAACUUUGAGGAGAUUUCAUUGUGUUUGAAGAUUUUUGCAGCCAACAGAUGGUUCUUUCUUAACAAGUUUGCAUGAUCCAGCUACUAACUUGAGAAAUUUAAACACAACAAAAACACCGAUUGUUUUGGGCCAAGCAGCCCAUCAGAUGUGGCUUCAUCGUGCGGUUGUGUUCUGCAUGGUGUGGCCUUGUCCUCAUGGGGAAAGCUGGUGCUGUGCAUGAGUGAGCACCCAGGUUGCAAUACUUGUGGUGUGAGGAAAGUCGAUGCAGAUGCAAUUUUUAUCUUUCUGCUUUUUUCCUUCUCAGCAACUCUAUAAACAGUGCAGAAAAUUAAAUAGAAUAGUGUGUAGAAAGUAUUCCAGAAUUCUACCAUAUUCUUUUGUUUUAGUUCUGCCAUAUUAGUUCUGUCAGUGAUCAAAGGUAACAGGUAAAUUGCUAAGACCCUUAUCAGGAUUUGCAAUCAAAUGAUCAGUAUUUGCAAGGAAUUUUAGAAAGUGGGUUUGUUCUUAAAACCUGCAGAGUUCUCUGGACCCUGCCAGAUGAGCCCUAGUUCAGUGUGUGUGUGUG
This is a messenger RNA of Rattus rattus (black rat), 4689 nucleotides long. RefSeq lists its product as uncharacterized. NCBI's taxonomy places the organism in Eukaryota, Metazoa, Chordata, Mammalia, Rodentia, Muridae. The record is from RefSeq and is a predicted model, not a curated record. Gene Ontology annotation, biological process: neuron projection development; microtubule cytoskeleton organization. Gene Ontology annotation, cellular component: neuron projection. Gene Ontology annotation, molecular function: microtubule binding.